Drosophila takahashii is the source of this 286-nucleotide messenger RNA. Its product is annotated as protein midgut expression 1. Lineage: Eukaryota; Metazoa; Arthropoda; Insecta; Diptera; Drosophilidae. The record is from RefSeq and is a predicted model, not a curated record.
AUGUGCAAGUGCCUAGCCGGAAACGUAGCCUGCUGCUGCUUCAACUGUGCUCUCAGUGUGCUGAUUUCAGUCAUCAGUACCUUCUUGGUGGUCAUCAUUGUGGUCGGAUUGGCCGUCUACUUCAUUUACUACUAUGAAAAGGAGGAUGAUGUUACCAAGUACACCAACAAAGUAACCGAUAACAUCCAGUCAGGAUUUGACAAGAUCAAGGAUGCCCUAAGCAAAUAAAAUCAACUAACAUAAAUUCACAUCCAAAAAUGUUCCAAGCUUUGCAUAAUUCCAUUUA